ACCACCUUCCGAGGGCCUUGGUCAUAGGCAGCAAAGAAAGAGAUGUAUGAGAAUAUGAGACUCAUAUACAUGACAAUGAUAGUUAUUUUACCCGCUGGGGUGCUGUAUACUUCAAUGAUGUUCCGUACGAUGGCAGCAAAAGGCUAGCUCUGAGGUUGCAAAACGAUGUCUGGUGCUAUGUAUCGCAGUCUCAAUGGCUCAUCUUAAAGCUAAAUACAAGUGUAUGCGUAUGCUUAAUGAUUCAUGAAAGGUGAAAUGGUAAAUAUCGAAAGCUGUUCAGUGUAUCUGGUACGGAAGUGAAAACUGAAGUACGAAACACAUCGCAUACCUAAAAUCACACGCACUGCAAAUUGGGUAUCCAAAUGUGGAGGGAUCAUUGUGUAAUUGGUCCCAAAAGGAGCAUUGAGAGUUUUGUGAACUGUCUAGGUAUAGUAUACAUUCGAGUUAGCGAUGUGAUCUAUUCGUAUGUGGCUGGAGGGUUAUAGAUAUGGCAGAGCCCUCAGCAACUUUCUACGGCAUGCAUUCUGCUGGCUGUACUGCAGUUGACCUUCAACAAUACAGAUAUUUAAGUGCCUUCGGACUACAUGAAACCCAAGAAAAACACACAAGUUCCAACAACAGAUCGUGCCAAAAUGGAUGAAUUUUUCGAGAUCGUAGACCUUCCAGAUGGAUAUCACAUCUCCGAUCUGAGCGGAGAUGAACGUGCAAUCCAACCUCUAGUUGCCGCCAUGCAGCUGACCGCCUCGCAGAACGAAAGAAACAGAAAAGGACCCAUUUUCCACGCGGAUAUUAAACAAUCGGAUCCAGCAGGUAAGGACUUUGGGAUGAAUAUCAUCUACGAGAUGUUUUCCCGCGGCCUACCCAACAAACGUCGCAUGAUAUCCUGCGCAAUCUGCGAGAACUUCAUCAGAGAUUUCGGCAAUCUUUGCUAUCUUUCCGACGAUGCGACUCUGGUACCAUUGGUAUGGCCAGCGGAAGAUAUCGUCCCAGAUUAUUACAGACAAGCCGUGGCAAAUGUGAGGGAAUUAUUUGAAGGGCGUCCACUCGGAGAAGCGUUUCGAAGUCACCUCGAGACUGUCGGCCAAUGGUCAGCAUAUUACUCUGCACGAAAAUAUGGCAAACAUGAUCCUUACGGCCAUAUGGACGUCAAUAUUCUCGGUAAAAGUCGACGGUACUAUGGGCCCACGCGAUCAGACGAUCUCGCCAAAAUUCUAGAGAGAAUCAUUGCAGAUAAUGAUGAGAGGACCAUCGCUCGGACACACAUGUAUCUUACCAAAGAUGUGUUACCUCAUUCCAAGUUAUACAGACCGUGGAUUGUGUGGCUAAAGAAUGCUGCAGCCGCUAUCAAAGUGCGAGGCGACCUCGGACAACACGGUCGAAGAACGUUGAUUGCUAGAUACGCGUUUCAAGCGGCGAAGGAAUGUCUACCUUCGUUGUACAAUGGUGCGCUGGCUCAAUUGAUGUUCUACGUUAAGAUUGGCGAAGAUAUCAAGUCAAUUCAGACAAAAUGGAUGCAACUCGUAAAUUCCCAAGAUGGGCUUUCACAGGAAGACUUGGCUCGUACAACGUCAAGGUUGAUUUCGGACUUGGGCUAUAACACCACGUGUUUUUAUCGGUCGUUUCUCAAACUUGGCCAGAUUCCAUCAUCCGUAAGUCUCAUGCAUUUCAUUAGAUCCCAUGAAUUUAUUUACAUAUCCAUACUGACCAUCCACUAGGCGUAUCUUUGGAUUGACUCUUCCAGGCCUUCUGCCAUCCCCAAACCUCUAUUCCGACAUCUCGAUGCAAGAAAACACAGUAUCCCAGCUACCUAUAGAGAUGCUCUGAGCAAGGCACCAAUCGAGAAGAUAUGUUUCCGCAAAUUCUGUCUAGACAUCCUUCCACAAAUCUCCUCGCUAUCGAUACAUAUCACCCCAGAAUCAAAACAUGCCGAGAAUUUGCACUUCCUAACCACAGGACUAGAUGAUCCCACCGGUCGAUCCAAACCAAUUUUCUCAUUCCAAGAACCGGGGAAACAUACCGCGUCAUGGUUUAAAGCUACACAUAUUACUUCACCCGAAGAAGUUGACGUGUGCCCUGGCUGGGUAAAAGUUAAGUGCAUCGUCUCUUUUCCACACAUGUGGCAUCAUUUCUCAAGUCGGCAGAAGGGCGAGGAUUAUUUCAACCCUAUGAUCGAAAGGGGAUUUGCGCAUAAGGAAUUAGGAAUGCGAUUCUUGGUAGUUCUGGAUGGUAUUAAUGAUAUUCAUGGAAAAGGCUCGGAUCUGUCGACAGAGUUGUUGAAUGAAGAGCUGAGAUGCUUUAGUAGAGAUCAAUUAGAGGUUUACAGGGAUUGGAAAUCUAUGCGCGGUUCUUAUAUUGGUGGUCAUGUGGGUGGUGUUGUGGUUGAGCAGGAGAAAUUUAGGAGGCUGUUGUUGGGUGUUAGGAUGAAGAGUGGUGGGUUUUUGAGGUAUGAUGUUGUUUUGUACAAGUAUUUUGUGGGAUGAUCGAGGAGUUUUUAUAUGAUACAUGGGAUGUAGAAAGUAGAAAGUUCAGAAGUAAUAGUUGGGAUCAUCAGAUCGCAAAUUAAAGUCUAUAAAGUCUACGCACAAGGACUAGGACAGAUAGGUAAAGGCAACAUAAAAUGGUAUCUGCAAAUACUUUUCUAUAAAAAAUUCAAUAUGCCCUUCACCUCAUGAUCCCGAAACGAAAAUCCUUUCCUUCCACAUCUCAAGUGCAGAUAAAGUGUUAACUAGACUACUUCUUCGCACUUUCUAUCUAUUAAAAGCACUCAAUACCAACAAACCCAAACCUCUGAAAAAUCAAACACCCAAAAUGCCACAAAAACUUAUCAUCCAAACAUAAACCCUAAAUUCAUCUUAAAUUUCACAAUCCAUCAACUAUGUCUACCUCAAGUAAGUAUUUCAAGCUUCCUAUUCAUUUUCAUCCCCAUCCCCAUUCCCCCUC
Messenger RNA from Sclerotinia trifoliorum, 2940 nucleotides. The record is from the annotation of a GenBank genome assembly. Lineage: Eukaryota; Fungi; Ascomycota; Leotiomycetes; Helotiales; Sclerotiniaceae.